This is a messenger RNA of Scatophagus argus, 3144 nucleotides long. RefSeq names its product acetylcholinesterase (gene ache). Gene Ontology annotation, molecular function: acetylcholinesterase activity. Gene Ontology annotation, cellular component: plasma membrane. The record is from RefSeq and is a predicted model, not a curated record. The transcript is spliced from 9 exons. Bases 338 to 2218 code for a protein of 626 amino acids. Gene Ontology annotation, biological process: choline metabolic process; acetylcholine catabolic process. NCBI's taxonomy places the organism in Eukaryota, Metazoa, Chordata, Actinopteri, Scatophagidae.
AGAAGCAGUCCCCCCCACACACACACCGUCACUGCUUUACGGUCCGGCCGAGCGAGCGGUUAGUAGGCUGAACCCACUUCUGCUGUGAGGAGGCAUUAUCGACAUUUCGUCUUUGACAGCCGGGCACCUCUGCUUCGGGAAAGAUUUUCAUUCGCCCACACACCGAUGUUUGCCGUGCAAGGAGAGCGAGGAAAGGAAGAAAUAAGCUAUUAAAUCGUCGGCUCGGGUUUGCUCCGCAGGGGUGGCCAGAGCAAAACAGAGCAGACCCUGUCCCCCCUGGAUUGGAGAGGGAAUCACAGCCACUGCUCUUGCUUCACAGACCGUCUUUGGCUCCAUCAUGCAGACCUCCAUUAUUUUACUUCUUUCCUCAGUUCUCCUCUUGUCUCUCCUCAUCCCCACCUGCUCCUCCCAGAGUGAGACAGAUCUCAUUGUUCAGACACGUACCGGUCGAGUCCGUGGCACCCGUCUGCCGGUGCCUGACCGCAGCUAUGUCACAGCUUUCCUGGGAGUACCUUUUGCUGAGCCACCAGUAGGGAAUCGGCGUUUCCGGCGUGCUGAACCCAAGCGUCCGUGGACAGGGGUGUAUGAGGCCUCUGCUUACCCCAGUGCCUGCUUCCAGUAUGUGGACACGUCAUAUCCUGGCUUCCAGGGCACAGAGAUGUGGAACCCCAACAGAGAGAUGAGUGAAGACUGCCUGUACCUCAAUUUGUGGGUUCCCUCCUCACCCAGACCACACAAUCUCACUGUCAUGGUGUGGAUCUAUGGCGGAGGCUUCUACAGUGGGUCUUCUUCUCUGGACGUGUAUGAUGGUCGUUACCUAGCUCACAGUGAGACUGUUAUUGUGGUUUCCAUGAACUACCGGAUCGGUGCCUUUGGCUUCCUUGCUCUGCAUGGCUCCUCUGAGGCUCCUGGCAACGUGGGUCUGCUGGACCAGAGGAUGGCGCUACAGUGGGUACAAGACAACAUUCAUUUCUUUGGUGGAAAUCCCAAACAGGUGACUAUCUUUGGUGAGAGUGCUGGUGGUGCUUCAGUGGGAUUCCACCUCUUGUCUCCAGACAGCCGACCAACCUUCACCAGGGCCAUCCUUCAGAGCGGGGUCCCCAACUGUCCUUGGGCCUCAGUCAGCCCUGCUGAGGCACGCAGACGGGCCACUCAUCUGGGCAAAUUGGUUGGCUGCAAUGGAGGCAAUGACACUGAGCUGGUGGAUUGUCUGCGCAGUAAAUCUCCUCAGGACCUCAUUGACCAGGAGUGGCAGGUCCUGCCAUGGUCAGCCCUCUUCAGGUUUUCUUUUGUCCCUGUUGUGGAUGGUGAGGUUCUCCCCGACACACCCGAGGCCAUGCUUAGUUCAGGCAACUUUAAAGACACUCAGAUCCUGCUUGGGGUGAACCAGGAUGAAGGUUCCUACUUCCUGCUCUACGGAGCACCGGGCUUUAGCAAGGACAACGAGAGCCUCAUCUCCAGGGAGGACUUCUUGGAAGGUGUCAAGUUGAGCGUACCACAUGCUAACGAUAUUGGCCAGGAGGCGGUAGUCCUGCAGUAUACUGACUGGAUGGAUGAGAAUAAUGGGCUGAAGAACCGCGACGCCAUGGAUGACAUUGUGGGCGACCAUAACGUCAUCUGUCCACUGGCUCAUUUUGCUCGCUCUUAUGCCCAACACAACGCCCUCAAGGCUAACAUGGGAGGAGCCAGCUCUGGGGUGAUGAACAGUGGUGGAAACUCACAAGGAGGUAUCUACCUCUACUUAUUUGACCACCGAGCCUCCAACCUGGCCUGGCCAGAGUGGAUGGGUGUGAUCCACGGUUACGAGAUCGAGUUUGUCUUCGGCUUGCCACUAGAGAAGAGACUCAACUAUACCCUAGAGGAGGAGAAACUGAGCCGACGCAUGAUGAGAUAUUGGGCCAACUUUGCACGAACUGGAAAUCCUAAUGUGAACAAUGACGGGCCAGUUGAAAGCAAGAAGCGCUGGCCUGUGUUCACUAUCAGCGAGCAGAAACAUGUUGGACUCAACACCGAAACACUGAAGAUUCACAAAGGUCUGAGGAACCAGAUGUGCGCAUUCUGGAACCGUUUCCUGCCACGCCUCCUCAACAUCACUGGCAACAUAGAUGAGGCAGAGCGUCAGUGGAAGGUGGAGUUCCACCGCUGGUCGUCCUACAUGAUGCACUGGAAAAGCCAGUUUGACCACUACAGCAAGCAGGAGCGCUGCACCGACCUCUGAGAGCCUCAGAUGAGAUAAUAAUGGGAAGGAGGGGGGGGAGGGGUGGGGUGGGUGGUAGACAGAAGAAGCUAUGGCCACUUCCUCCAUAGCCCCUCAGUGAAGUCUAACUUCAUUCAACAUUUGAAAAACAUUUUCUGAUUCACUGCACACACAAACACAGACACUGUUGAUCUUUAUUUAUAUUAUUUAUACUAUUUAUUUAUGUGUUGUUCUUCUGAAUUUGUGUGUGUAUCUGUGGAACCUUAGGGCUAUGGAGAGAACUAGUCAUCAGUACGGAGGAAUAUUAGAAAUGUUAAAGAUGUAUCAUUACCUCGGGUGCAUGUGUGUGUGUGCGUGCGUGCGUAUGUGUGCAUGUGGGUGUGUUUGUGUGUGUGUGGCUUGAAAGACCCCUGUUUAACUCAAACCUUGACAGACCCAUAAUCACUGCCACUGGUUUACAGUUCAUUUAAUUGUCUAGUGUUGAUUCAUCUUUUGUUUUCUGAGGAUUUUCUUCUUCCCAACAUAUCAGGGUUUUGUUUUUUGGACUCAGCAACACUAUAUAUAUCUGUCUCAUUUCUGUCAAAGUUCAUAGUCUGGUUCUUGUUCCUUGCUGUCAUUAUGACCACUAUUCCCAUUACCUGUGAUGUUCUGCUUAACGUUGCCUUGUUUAUUUCUCAUAUGGUAGAGUCAUAAGCUGGAUUGCUUCCAAGUGUUUUUGUGGGAAAAGGCUCCAUGGAAACGUUAGACUUCCUAAAUUUUCCUCUGUAUUUGGUAAACCACUCUGUGCUAGUUUGAUGUGACAUGUAGAUUUUAUAAGUUAGAUCCUUCCAUUUGUGCUAUAGAUGGUGCAUGAUAUUCAACCCGACAGCUUCAACUGAUGGUGCCUCAUUUAUGUUACAUUUAAAAAGUUCACUUUAAAUCAGCUUGACAGUACUACUGUAAAGAAA